Molecule: messenger RNA, 342 nt
Organism: Histoplasma mississippiense
Lineage: Eukaryota; Fungi; Ascomycota; Eurotiomycetes; Onygenales; Ajellomycetaceae
Product: 60S ribosomal protein L14
Exons: 2
Coding region: 1-342 (113 amino acids)
Biological process (GO): ribosomal large subunit biogenesis; translation
Cellular component (GO): cytosolic large ribosomal subunit; ribosome
Molecular function (GO): RNA binding; structural constituent of ribosome
Source: RefSeq, a predicted model, not a curated record
AUGGGUAUUGUGUCGUUUUUACAGGUCUUGGUCGACGGUCCCGCCGGUCAAGAGAACAAAGUCGUUCCUCGCCAUGUCCUCGCUCUCUCAUACGCCACCCUCACACCUUUCACCAUCCCGAAACUCCCUCGCGCGGCUGGUACCGGACCAGUCAAGAAGCUCUGGGAGAAGGCGGAGAUCGAUUCAAAAUGGGCCAACAGCACGUCCGCCAAGAAGAGGGACCAGGCUGAUCGGAGACGAAACCUUACCGACUUCGAACGGUUCAAGGUUAUGAGACUGAAGAAACAGGCCCGCUAUGAAGUGCAAAAGGCGCAUGCUAAGAUCCGCGCUUCUGCUUCGUAA